Venturia canescens is the source of this 914-nucleotide messenger RNA. RefSeq lists its product as uncharacterized. NCBI's taxonomy places the organism in Eukaryota, Metazoa, Arthropoda, Insecta, Hymenoptera, Ichneumonidae. The transcript is spliced from 2 exons. Bases 327 to 794 code for a protein of 155 amino acids. The record is from RefSeq and is a predicted model, not a curated record.
AAAAAAGCGUAUAGGCGAAGAGCGCUCUUCGACCUUGCGACCAAGGUUUCAAACGUUGGCACCAGAAAUUUUUAUGAUUUUCACCAUUUCCGUUCGAGUCCAACGAAAUGAUCUAAAAAAAACCCGCCAACAAUUCUAGUAAUUGUCCAAUUUCGAUACCUCGUGAAAUCAAUAAUUGGUAAAUUGCACAAAUGUUUUUUUCGUUCAUUUCGUUUGAGCCCAACGUUGCAAACUUUAGCGUCGUGCGGCGAUUGUAAUUCAGGAUGCAACUUUAUCGCCGCAGCAGUCGAUUAAAUUGAGAAAAAUUCGUAUCCGAUGAGCAAUCGAUGAGACAUUGGAGAAAUAUCAGUCCGAGAGAUGAGACGGCGCCGUAUAUCGGUUUUGAGUGCUACGAGUGCAGGAGUAGCGGCGGGACCGAAGCACAGGGAAUGGGAUGCAUCUCGGAGACGGAAAAUACGAGCGAAUGUAACAAGAACUAUUGCACGAUAUAUCGUCGGGAGUACGUCGAUCCGCCCGGUACAAUAGACGAAUUUCAUCGGUCUUGCGAGGAUACACCGACUUAUUUGAAUGCAGUGAUAAAGACGACGCACCACGUCGCUUAUUAUCGCUCGUGCCAACAAAAUCUCUGCAACGUCGGAGACGGUCUCGUCCCAUUCGCGAAAGCUCUUCUCCUCGAUGAUGAUUCUGAUGCAAAGAUCCUGAUUGUGCCUGGCAUAGGAUCUUCCGGUCAUCGGGCUGCCUCGCUUCUCUCCGCGACCCUGCUUCUCUCUACGAUCAUCAUAAUCGACUACUAAAUCAUUAUUAUUCAUCGCCUCGUUGCGAUAGGUAAAAAAAGCUCAAUGCGUGACACUCGCCGCCGUGCCGUGUCAUACCUCGACAAAAAGUUAUUUGACAAAAAUAAAUGUUGAAACGAA